AUGGCUAAAGGCAGAAAACAAGUAACCUCCAAAAGGGUACCGCAGGCGUCCAAGCACCUGCCCCCUCCCGCUGGCGGUGCGCAUUCACGGUCCAGCAGACGAUUUAGCAUUGUAUCCGACUCAGAAGAGUCGGAAUCGAGUGAGGAGUCGGAGGAUUCCGAUUCGGGUAGCAGUGCAACGGAGGGAGACUACCGAAUCAGCUCCGCUCGCAGACAAGUGGACGAAAUAAUAUCUAGCAGUUCCGAGAGCGACGACGAGUCGAGCUCUUCCGACGAUGACAAUGUCGAUUUUGUGCAGCUGACCAAGGAGAGAGCCAGGGCGAUGAAGGCUGCCACUCGUCACAAGAGUCCGCGCAAAAGCAGCAAGAAAGUUUCCAAAAAGGCUGCAAAAUCUGCAAGUUCUAAGAAAGGUCCUAGGGAGUCUGAGCGAGCCAUGGAAGCCGACGAGGAUGAGGAAGAGGAGCUGGAUGACGACAUUGUGGACCAGGUGUUGGAAAACGAGGAGCGCAAAUUCAAGGAUCUGGACCCGGUGGCAGACAUCCAGCUUGACAACGAGCCGGUGGAUUACGCCAACAUGAUCACAGAGGAGGAUUUGGGAGAGGAGGUGGACAUUGGCACGUUUCACGACGCCACGAUAAUCGACGAGACGGUGAGUCUGGAUGUCCCAAAGUUUGACGACCAGGAGAUCGACUCUGACGCGGACUACGAGUUUGACAAAAACGACCUGAUCCAGACGCUCCAGAACGACAACGACGAUCUCGAGCUGCUUGCUUUUGGCAAUAGCGACGACGACUACGAUUUCUUGCUGCCCGAAGACGAUCCUUAUUUCAAAGAGGAUAACUAUUUGCUCAAGGAGGAGACAGACGCUCUGGUGAACGACGUCAACGACGUGAAUGAUUACUCGUCGUCCGCAGCGACUCCGCGGUCUUCUAUCGUUGAGGAAAAUACCAACGCUACUGAAGAGGACCAGGACGACGGGCAUGUGAGGGUCAAGGAGAUGAAGCCAGAAAAGGUCAAAUAUCUUCCUGCUCCGGAGGACAGCGACGAGGACGACGAGGACGAAGACGACCUGGCAGACAUCGAUGUUUCUGCGUUCGACGACAUCUUCACCAGCGACUACGACCACUACUCCGGCAAACGCGGACAGAGCGUGGUUCCAAUGAAUGCGAUUGUAUCCGACGAGGACGACAGCGACGGCGAGAACCAGCUACUGCAGUACUUCUUUUCUUCAGACAGUAGUGCUUCUGAGAAGGAAGACGAGCACGAAAACUCGAGCGCUGAGGAGGACGCCGGCGAGAGAGACGGCGACGAGACCGACGAAGACACCUCGCUCCCUGUGCGCUCUACACGCAAGAUCGGCAGCAAGAGCGCCAAAGAGGUCCUCUCGUCGUCCAAGAACAAUUUCAGAGCGCCUGUUCUUGGAACUUUUAUCAUUUCUAAAACCCGCAAACCGUUCGGCAUUAUUGACGGCAUCUCGACGCGAUUCCUGCAUCCCGGCCAAGACAACCGAACAUCGGUGGUGAAGGGCACUCGCAUGAGUGUGGGCCACCGCCAACGCCAACGCACACAGACACAACCGAGCGCACCGCCUAUUGCGCUGGACGAGCUGCUCAAUAUCAGCGAGUUCGAGGACGAAGAGCAGGAGCAGACCACGUCUGUGGACUGGGAUCUGUUCCACGAGAGACGCGUUCCGCUCUCGGCUUUUAGGAACAAGGGUAUUGUCAACAGCACGUACUACCAGCCCCAUCCAGAUGCGACGCGCAAGUACAGCUUUGGCGACCACAGACGCAAAAAAAUGCGUGCUACGGUGGCAGCUUUGGAGAAAAAGAAAAAGAAGCGAGCCCGUGGCUCGUUCGGGGGCGAGCUGAUGAUUCCUGCCAACACGGCCAAGUCGCUGCGCAAGGCUUCGAAGCGGCUGCACAAACUGUCGAAGGGAAGAAGACAGAGCGUCGCCGAGGCCCAAGCAGAGGGCUUGAGGCCCACAAAAGGCGGGCUUUUCAGCGAGGAAAUCCUCAACGACGUGGAGGAACUGCUGGUCGACAUCGGGCACAACGAUGACGUCCGUUUCCUGUUUGGAAGCUGA
Messenger RNA from Ogataea angusta, 2082 nucleotides. RefSeq lists its product as uncharacterized. The transcript has a single exon. The record is from RefSeq and is a predicted model, not a curated record. Gene Ontology annotation, molecular function: transcription coregulator activity. Gene Ontology annotation, biological process: regulation of ribosomal protein gene transcription by RNA polymerase II. The coding region runs from base 1 to 2082 and encodes 693 amino acids. NCBI's taxonomy places the organism in Eukaryota, Fungi, Ascomycota, Pichiomycetes, Pichiales, Pichiaceae.